UGUUGGUAGUGCACAGCUGAUUUUUGUGUUGCGGCUGCAGUGACAUAACCCCAACAUUUUGCUUAAAACUAUAUUUUAAGCAUUUAAUUUUACUGACUGAAAAUGUCAUCGUAUAAAUACAGCGAGCUCAUUAAGCUCGGUACACAAUAUGCACGGCGUAUGAAUUAUCUGUCGAAUCGGAUAUUUGGCGAAGUGGCGCGCACAACAAACGACAAGUCAAUGAAGGUUGUUCGCAUGUUCUCUGAGGAGCCCAUACAGAAGCGUGAUUAUGUUGUCAACUGGUAUCCGCGUCACGUGGAGACGCAUCUACUCAUGAAGAAUCUACGCGAUUAUGGAUUGUUCCGUGAUGAGCACCAGGACUUCAAGGAGGAGAUGAAGCGACUGCGCAAGCUGCGCGGCAAGGCGCCGCCCAAGAAGGGCGAAGGCAAACGUGCUUCCAAGAAAUAGACAUAAUAAACAAAAUUAUAUAAUAUAAACGUAA
Messenger RNA from Drosophila sulfurigaster albostrigata, 481 nucleotides. It is a transcript of the gene mRpS33, whose product is annotated as small ribosomal subunit protein mS33. The record is from RefSeq and is a predicted model, not a curated record. Bases 103 to 447 code for a protein of 114 amino acids. Gene Ontology annotation, cellular component: mitochondrion. Lineage: Eukaryota; Metazoa; Arthropoda; Insecta; Diptera; Drosophilidae. The transcript has 2 exons.